AUGAAACGCGCUUGCAGCCCAGAAACUAGCCCAGACCAUGAGCUGAGACAAGAAAUUCCGCUAAAUGACGAGCGUCCAAUUCUCAUGAGCCUUAAUACGCCUGUCUCUCCGCCAAAAAAGAGAUCAUCCAUCAAAUGUGUCAAGGAUGGAGAUGGAAGAGACUCCAUCCCGCCGAACGUAUCACAACUAAACACUUCACCCAGCCUCGCUGCCAUCGAAGCAGGCCAGGUUGAAGUGAUCGACCAUCUGAGCACGAUUUCCGCAAAGCUCAAAGAAUACGUUCGCCCACCUCCAAAACAGUCAUUACCACGGCUGCCCAUCAAAGAAUGGAUCGAGCUGUAUAGACGAAACGAGCACCCAGAAGGACGUCAUUUCGUCAUUCAUCAACAUGACCAUCCCAUCGCAGGGCCGCAUUACGAUCUUCGCCUCCAGUUCUCAGAGACUAGCUCUGUGAGUUGGUCGGUUAUGUAUGGGAUGCCUGGGGAUCCGAAUAGCCAGCGAUUAAACCGGAAUGCAACUGAAACUCGAAUCCAUUGUCUAUGGAAUCAUCUCAUUGAAACGGCUUCCUACAAAACGGGGAGUCUUAUUAUCUGGGAUACUGGAGAAUAUGAAAUUCUACCUUAUCAAAUGGACCAAUCUGGCCCGGAGACCGAUGAUUCUCGAUCAGAGAACUCCGAAGAUAGUCACGUUGCACCGGAAGAGCAGAUCUCAGAUAGUGCCAAGUUGCGAGAAGCUUUUCAGAAUCGCAAAAUCCGACUCCGACUUCAUGGAACCCGUUUACCAAAGGACUACACUAUUAUUCUGCGGAUGGAUAAAACAACCGAUUUCGCGAGGCCGAUCCGCGAAGGCCCCAAACGGCGUCGUCGACACCCAUCCAGGCCAACGGUACCACAAGCGCCGUCGACCUCGGACUCUGGAUCGCCUUCGCCGCCACCUGGUCAGCAAGAAUCAAGUGGGGAUCCAACACCGCAACGAUCUCAACCCGAGUCUCAGACCGGCCCGGCUAGGCAUGCACGUCCAGACGAUACCCACACCGCCGACAUUGAAAUCCAAAGAAACAACGCCUACCCAGGGUCCAACAACACGAUCGGCUCGAUCCACCAACGGCGGUGGUACCUCAGUUUAGACCGGGAAGCUUCUGGAUUUGAGCCGAUCAUAAGAAAUCCAAGUGAGGGGUCGAAGGAAAGAGGCAGGAAAAGAACGUGGAUCCCUAAACCCGUCGGACAAGGCUUCGAGCCGUUUUACGUGCACGGACCGGAGGCUGAGCGGAGUAUUAUUACGGCGCGAUUGGGGCGCGACGUCUUGGAUGACGAGGCCGUGGAUGAGUUUGUGCCGAGACGCGGGUGGAGGCCGGUCCUGCAUUAG
Penicillium roqueforti is the source of this 1365-nucleotide messenger RNA. RefSeq lists its product as uncharacterized. The coding region runs from base 1 to 1365 and encodes 454 amino acids. Lineage: Eukaryota; Fungi; Ascomycota; Eurotiomycetes; Eurotiales; Aspergillaceae. The record is from RefSeq and is a predicted model, not a curated record. The transcript has 3 exons.